AUGCUGCUGCUUUCUUGGUCAAGAAUAGCCAGCAAGGUAGUUAGAAGGCCCAUUCGUUUCCGGCCGUAUUACGGGUUGACCCAUACUAAGAGUUUGCAUACUCAGUACCGGCUACAUAAUAGAAUAAAAGAAAAUAAGAUCAGUAGAAAGGGCAAAGACAAUAAUAAUGGUGUUAGAGUUAGUAGUGAAACUCCUACAGACGAAGAGGUCGAAGAAAUAAGAAAAGAAGUAGAAAAAUACAUCGAACAGGCCAAAAGUAAUACCAUGUCAACUAACUGGCAAGAACAGAAACACAAAAUAGAUGAAAGUAUAAAACGUCUGGAAGAAGCUGUAUUAAAGCAAGAAUCUGACCGAACUCAAGAAGAGAAAAUGGAAAAAGAAGAACAAAAUGAACCAUCGAACCCCAAUUCAAGAAGAACAAAAGAGCAGGGCUAUUUCAAAGAUAAUAAUAGCAUAAAUUUCAAUUCUCCACCACCACCACCUAAACCACCUAAGCCACCUUUAAAUGAUCCUAGUAAUCCAGUGUCCAAAAACGUCAAUUUAUUUCAAAUAGGAUUGACUUUUUUCCUACUUUCAUUUUUAUUGGAUCUCCUCAAUAGUUCUGAAGAACAAAGCGAGAUAACAUGGCAAGAUUUUAGAGAGAAACUACUAGCAAAAGGUUAUGUUGCAAAGUUAGUUGUCGUCAAUAAGUCUAUGGUGAAGGUGAUUUUAAAUGACAAUGGGAAAAAUCAACCCGAUAAUUACGGUCGCAGUUUUUACCAUUUCACAAUCGGAUCCAUUGAUAGCUUUGAACAUAAACUUCAAAAAGCGCAGGAUGAACUGGACAUUGAUAAGGAUUUCAGGAUUCCUGUACUAUACGUUCAAGAGGGCAAUUGGUCCAAAGCUAUGUUUCAGAUCAUGCCAACAGUUUUAAUGAUUGCGGGUAUUAUAUGGUUGACAAGAAGAUCAGCGCAAGCAGCAGGCGGUAGUCGUGGAGGAAUCUUUGGCCUAAGUCGUUCAAAGGCCAAAAAAUUCAACACUGAAACAGACGUAAAGAUCAAAUUUAAGGACGUUGCAGGAUGUGAUGAAGCAAAGGAAGAAAUUAUGGAAUUUGUUAGCUUUUUGAAAGAACCUUCUCGCUAUGAAAAAAUGGGAGCAAAGAUUCCUAGAGGUGCAAUUUUGUCUGGCCCACCAGGUACCGGUAAAACCUUGCUUGCAAAGGCGACUGCAGGUGAAGCCGGAGUUCCCUUUUAUUUUGUUUCGGGUUCAGAGUUCGUAGAAAUGUUUGUUGGUGUUGGUGCUGCAAGAGUAAGAGAUUUGUUCAAAACUGCAAGAGAAAACGCUCCUUCGAUCGUAUUUAUUGAUGAGAUUGAUGCUAUCGGAAAAGCCAGACAAAAGGGUAAUUUUUCAGGUGCAAACGAUGAAAGAGAGAAUACGUUGAAUCAAAUGUUAGUCGAAAUGGAUGGUUUCACACCAGCAGAUCAUGUUGUUGUCUUGGCUGGUACUAAUAGGCCAGAUAUUCUUGAUAAAGCAUUAUUAAGGCCUGGUAGAUUUGACAGGCACAUCAACAUUGAUAAGCCAGAACUUGAGGGGAGAAAGGCUAUCUUCGCUGUUCAUCUACAUCACUUGAAGCUUGCUGGGGAGAUCUUUGAUUUGAAGAAUAGAUUAGCAGCUUUGACACCAGGUUUCUCUGGUGCCGAUAUUGCCAACGUUUGUAACGAGGCCGCAUUAAUUGCUGCUAGAAGUGACGAAAAUUCAGUAAAACUAAACCACUUUGAACAAGCUAUUGAAAGAGUCAUCGGAGGGGUGGAAAGAAAAUCCAAACUACUCUCUCCUGAAGAGAAAAAAGUAGUUGCUUAUCACGAAGCUGGACAUGCCGUUUGUGGAUGGUAUUUGAAAUAUGCAGAUCCCCUUUUGAAAGUCAGCAUUAUUCCACGUGGACAGGGUGCCCUGGGCUAUGCACAAUAUUUGCCAGGUGAUAUUUUCUUAUUAACUGAGCAACAACUUAAGGACAGAAUGACAAUGUCAUUGGGUGGAAGAGUUUCUGAGGAGCUUCAUUUUCCAUCAGUUACUAGUGGCGCCUCUGAUGACUUCAAAAAAGUUACUAGUAUGGCCACUGCAAUGGUGACAGAGUUGGGGAUGAGUGACAAAAUUGGCUGGGUCAAUUACCAAAAAAAAGAUGAUAGCGAUUUAACUAAACCAUUUUCAGACGAGACUGGUGACAUUAUUGAUUCAGAAGUGUACAGAAUUGUUCAAGAAUGUCAUGAAAGGUGUACAAAAUUGCUAAAGGAAAAGGCAGAUGAUGUAGAAAAAAUUGCUCAAUUACUUCUGAAAAAAGAAGUCUUAACAAGAGAAGAUAUGAUUAGUUUAGUGGGCAAGCGUCCUUUCCCGGAAAGGAACGAUGCUUUUGAUAAGUACCUGAACGAUUAUGAAACGGAAAAAAUCAGGAAAGAAGAACAAAGAGACGGAAAACGUGAUGAAUUUAAGUCAUCUCAAAAUGAUUGA
Saccharomyces mikatae IFO 1815 is the source of this 2484-nucleotide messenger RNA. RefSeq names its product m-AAA protease subunit YTA12 (gene YTA12). Gene Ontology annotation, molecular function: zinc ion binding; metalloendopeptidase activity; ATP-dependent peptidase activity. Bases 1 to 2484 code for a protein of 827 amino acids. Gene Ontology annotation, biological process: mitochondrial protein processing; protein-containing complex assembly. Gene Ontology annotation, cellular component: membrane; m-AAA complex. The transcript has a single exon. The record is from RefSeq and is a predicted model, not a curated record. NCBI's taxonomy places the organism in Eukaryota, Fungi, Ascomycota, Saccharomycetes, Saccharomycetales, Saccharomycetaceae.